This is a messenger RNA of Lasiodiplodia theobromae, 1278 nucleotides long. RefSeq names its product 26s proteasome non-ATPAse regulatory subunit. The transcript is spliced from 2 exons. NCBI's taxonomy places the organism in Eukaryota, Fungi, Ascomycota, Dothideomycetes, Botryosphaeriales, Botryosphaeriaceae. Bases 1 to 1278 code for a protein of 425 amino acids. Gene Ontology annotation, cellular component: proteasome regulatory particle, lid subcomplex. Gene Ontology annotation, biological process: ubiquitin-dependent protein catabolic process. The record is from RefSeq and is a predicted model, not a curated record. Gene Ontology annotation, molecular function: structural molecule activity.
AUGGCCCCCGCCGCUCCGGAAGAUGCGAAGCGGAUAGCAGAGGCUCAGAAGAUAGCCAAGACGGACCCGGCAAAGGCAGAGCAGACAUUCCGCGACGUGCUGUCCAAGGACCCUGGCUCCAACGAUGCUGCCAUCAAGAACUUUGAGAACGCGCUGGUGUCGCUGGGCGAGCUGUACCGUGACCACAAGAAGACCAACGAGCUUGGAGAGCUCAUCCGCCAGACAAGAUCAGUCCUGUCAUCCUUUGCGAGGGCGAAGACUGCGAAGCUCGUGAGGCAGCUUCUUGACAUGUUCUCCGCCAUCCCCAACACCCUCGAGACUCAGAUCACCGUCACCAAGUCGUGCAUAGAAUGGGCCGUUUCCGAGAGGCGAGGUUUCCUCCGCCAGAACCUCGAGACCCGUCUCGUUUCGCUUUACAUGCAGAAGCAAUCCUACUACGACGCUCUUACCCUCAUCAACAGCCUGCUCAAGGAGCUGAAGCGCUUGGACGACAAGCUGGUGCUGGUCGAGGUUCAGCUUCUGGAGUCGCGUGUCUACCACGCCUUGGGCAAUGUGCCCAAGGGUCGCGCCGCCCUCACGUCCGCCCGUACCUCCGCCGCCUCUGUAUACACGCCGCCUCUGCUGCAAGCUGGUCUGGACAUGCAGAGUGGCAUGCUGCACGCCGAGGACAAGGACUUCAACACGUCAUUCUCCUACUUCAUCGAGGCUAUGGAGGGCUACCACUCGCAGGAUGAUGAGCAGAAGGCCACCUCGGCAUUACAAUACAUGUUGCUCUGCAAGGUCAUGCUGAACCAGACCGACGACGUCAACAGCAUCAUGGCCUCGAAGCACGCUCUGAAGUACGCCGGCAAGAACCUGGACGCAAUGAAGGCCGUGGCGCGCGCACAUGCCAACCGCAGCUUGGAGGAGUACGAGAAGUCUCUGUCCGACUACCGCUACGAGCUCGGCUCCGACCGCUUCAUCGCUUCCCACCUGCGCCGCCUCUACGACUCCAUGCUCGAGCAGAACCUCAUCAAGGUCAUUGAGCCCUACAGCCGCGUCGAGAUCUCGCACAUCGCCAAGCUCGUCGGCCUCGACACCCCCCAGGUCGAGCGCAAGCUCAGCCAGAUGAUCCUCGACAAGGUCAUCAUCGGCGUCCUCGACCAGGGCGCCGGCUGCCUCAUCGUCUUCGAGGAGACGGAGCGCGACCAGGCCUAUGACGCCGCCCUUUCGACUAUCGAGAAGCUGCACAACGUCGUCGACGUCCUCUACACCAAUCAGGCUUCGCUGCUGGAAUGA